AUGGAGCGCUACGACCGUGCGAUAACGAUCUUCUCGCCGGAUGGGCAUCUGUUCCAGGUGGAAUACGCUCAGGAAGCUGUUGGUGUGCGUGGCAAGAACUGUGUUGUGAUUGGCGUUGAGAAGAAGUCGAUUCCGACGCUGCAGGACGAUCGCACCAUCCGUAAAAUACACAGUAUCGAUGAGCAUGUGAUGCUCGCUUUUGCUGGACUGAGUGCGGAUGCGCGUGUUCUGGUCGAUCGAGCUCGCAUUGAAUGCCAGUCUUACAAGCUUACGCUCGAGGAUCCCGUUACAGUGGGCUACAUCGCUCGAUUUAUUGCAAACACAAAACAGCGUUUCACGCAAAGUCCUGGAAGGAGACCGUUUGGCAUAUCAAUGCUUAUUGGCGGGUUUGAUUUCGAUGGAACUCCACGCCUUUUCAAAACCGAACCAUCCGGAGCUUAUUACGAGUAUUCUGCAAAUUCAACAGGUCGAGGUGAGAAGCCAGUGCGAGAGUACUUGGAAGAGCACUACAAUGAAGAGAGCACGGCGGACGAAGCGAACGUGUUAAAAUUAGUCGUCAAAGCUUUAUCACAAGUGGUUCAGAGUGGUGCUCAGAACAUUGAGAUCGCAAUUAUGAAGCCUUCUACUGAGCCGGGGCGUACAGUGGACUAUCGGAUUUUACCGAUUGAAGAGGUGGAAGAACUGAUCAAAAUUGUUGAUGCGGAAAGGGCGGAAGCCGAGGCUGAAGAAGCAGCGAAGAAACCCGCCGGCACUAAAUGA
Molecule: messenger RNA, 759 nt
Organism: Gongylonema pulchrum
Lineage: Eukaryota; Metazoa; Nematoda; Chromadorea; Rhabditida; Gongylonematidae
Source: the annotation of a GenBank genome assembly